Molecule: messenger RNA, 2995 nt
Organism: Melospiza melodia melodia
Lineage: Eukaryota; Metazoa; Chordata; Aves; Passeriformes; Passerellidae
Gene: SLC35B4
Product: solute carrier family 35 member B4
Exons: 10
Coding region: 100-1101 (333 amino acids)
Biological process (GO): transmembrane transport
Cellular component (GO): Golgi membrane; endoplasmic reticulum membrane
Molecular function (GO): UDP-N-acetylglucosamine transmembrane transporter activity; UDP-xylose transmembrane transporter activity
Source: RefSeq, a predicted model, not a curated record
AAGCGGGGGCGGCGGGGCCGGGGCCGGGAGCGGGGCAGAGCCCCGGGAUCGGGAUGCGGCCGCGGCCCGGGACGCCGCCUCGUUGCCUGGAGCGACACCAUGCACCCGGCCGUGGCGGUGGGGCUGGUGUUCGGCGGCUGCUGCAGCAAUGUGGUGUUCCUGGAGCUGCUGGCCAGGCAGUUCCCAGGCUGUGGGAACAUCGUCACCUUCUCCCAGUUCCUGUUCAUUGCUGUGGAAGGUUUCAUCUUCGAGGCCAACUUCGGCAGGAAGCGCCCGGCCAUCCCCAUCAGGAAUUAUUUCAUCAUGGUGGCCAUGUUCUUCACCGUCAGCGUGGUCAAUAACUACGCGCUGAACCUGAACAUCGCCAUGCCGCUGCACAUGAUCUUCCGCUCGGGUUCUCUCAUAGCAAGCAUGGCUCUAGGGAUCAUCAUCCUGAAGAAAAGGUACAGCGUGUCCAAGUACAGCUCCAUAGCCCUGGUGUCCCUGGGCAUCUUCACCUGCACCUUCAUGUCUGCAAAGCAAGUGGCGUCUGACUCCAGCUCAAAUGAAGAGGAUGGACCCCAGGCUUUCCUCUGGUGGCUGCUGGGCAUUGCUGCCCUCACCUUUGCCCUGCUGAUGUCUGCCAGGAUGGGCAUUUUCCAGGAGACUCUGUACAAGAGAUUUGGGAAGCACUCCAAGGAAGCUCUGUUCUACAACCACGCGUUGCCGCUCCCUGGGUUCCUGCUCCUGGCUCCCAACAUUUACCAGCACGCCGUGCUCUUCAGCCAGUCUGAGCUGUUCCAGGUGCCGGUGAUCGGCCUGACCCUGCCCAUCAUGUGGUUCUACCUCCUGAUGAACGUCAUCACCCAGUACGUCUGCAUCCGCGGCGUCUUCAUCCUGACCACGGAGUGCACGUCCCUGACGGUCACCCUGGUGGUGACGCUGCGCAAGUUCGUCAGCCUCAUCUUCUCCAUCCUGUACUUCCAGAACCCCUUCACGGGCUGGCACUGGCUGGGCACGGCCUUUGUCUUCGUGGGCACGCUGAUGUACACGGAGCUGUGGCACAGCCUGGGGCCGCUCCUGGCACGCUGCCGGGGCCAGGGCCGGCCCAAGGAGCAGUGAGAACAGGGAAUUCCCGCUGGGAGCUGUUGGUUGUGUGCCAGAGCAGAGCAGAGCAGGGAGCCCCCCAGUCCAGGGGGUGUUUUUGUACCAGGGGAGGUGUUGGCUGUGCCAAGCUACUGGGAGAAUGGGGAGCCUGCGCUGGGAAUUUGGGGAAAGGAUCAUGGAGAAACAAUCUGGGCAUUUUUUGCAAGUUGGCAUUUUUUAGGCAACCCCUUUUCCUUCCUUUUUUUUUUUUUUUUUUUUUUUUUUUCCUUCCCCAUUGGAAUAACCCUUUUUAAGGAGAAGCUGAUCCAGAGGUUUGCUGGGAGCCCAACUUCCAUGGCUGUUGGAUCAGCUGGACCCUGAGCCAGUCUGGUGCCAUCCUUUAAUUGUCCCGGUGUCUGGAGCUGAUGGCUGAGCCCCGUUCCAGUGGGAAUCCCUGAUCCCUGUGCUGGCAGGAUGUGGGACACAGCCCCAGCUGGAGCUCCCAGUCUGCCCAGGGCACCCUGGCUUUCCCCUCCCUUGGGAUCAGCUUCCUCAUGGCUUUUGUGCCAGCCUGGCACAGGCUCCUUGCCCUUCAGUGUCACCCCUGGCUGCUGUUCCUGGAGUUUCCCUGCAGUUUUCCUGGAGCAGCUCCCAUGCUGGAGCUGCUGUCCCUGCUCAGCUGGGAAUGUGGAGGGAUGAAGGAGGUUUAAUAGCAAAGGAAAAAUGACGGAAAAAAUUCCCAAAGUGAUGGAAAGGCAGCACCUCCCUGCCAGGCAUUCCCUGAGCCAAGGCCACCUUUCCAAAACUUCCUCUGUUUUUAUAAUUUGCUUGGGAUAAUCCCCAGCUUUCCAUGGCCUCAUCCCUGCUGGGAGCAGAGUGGGAAAAGGGAGAGGUUCCAUCUGUGCUGGGAGCACUGGUUUAGCCCCAGCCCCAAAUCCCAGUGUGGGAAAAGGGAAUUCCAUCCCACCCAGAGCCAGCUUGGCGCUGCCAGGACCUGCAGCUCCAUCCUCAUGUUCUGAAGGAUUUUUUUUUUUCCCAGUUCCCAUUUUUCCUGAGCCUCCUGAUUGUGGGAUCCAAGGAUUGUUGGAUCCAGGGACUGUGGGAUCCAGGGAUUGUUUUAAUCCAGGAAUUGUAGGAUCCAGGGAUUGUUUUAUCCAGGGAUUGUGGGAUCCACAGAUUGUUUUAUCCAGGGAUUGUGGGAUCCAGGGGUUUUAUCUAGGGAUUGCAGGAUUCAGGGAUUGUUUUAUCCAGGGAUUUGGGAUCCAGGGAUUGUUUAUCCAGGGAUUUGGGAUCCAGUGAUUGCUUUAUCCAGGGAUUGUGGGAUCCAGGGGUUUUAUCCAGGGAUUGCAGGAUCCAAGGAUUGUUUUAUCCAGGGAUUUGGGAUCCAGAGAUUGUUUUAUCCAGGGAUUUGGGAUCCAGAGAUGGUUUUAUCCAGGGAUUUGGGACCCAGGGGCUGAGCAGAGCUGACACGGAGCUGCUCCCAGGUGUAACAUUUGUGCAUCCUCUGGGUCCCUCCUCCUCUCCAGGACCUUGCACGUUGUCCCCAGUUCCCAUGAGACACGGGAAUUUUGGGGGAUUUGGGCACUCCUGAUUUUUGGUUUUUUACCAUGUGCUUUUCACUCCCAACACAUCAACCUGGGGUUGUUUGUUGCUGUCAGGGGCAUUUUUAAACUUCCUGGUGCGAUUGAGCGCGUUUGGAAUAUUUAUGGAGCGGCAGAGGUGCCUGGUUAGCCAAAAUUAAUUAAUUAAUUAACCCCCUCGAGGCUGGGGCUGCUGAUUGGUGUGGGGUUGAUGUCUGGGCAGAGAUCACAGCACCUAUUUUUUAGCAGAGGCUGGAGGAGGGAAGGACCCCGGCCGUUUUUGGGGUGGCUGGUGGGGUUUGGGGUGGAUUUUUUUAAAGUGAAAUAAAUAAAUCUGUGUCCUCUCCAAA